AUGGUGGUAGGCUCUUGGGAGGACGUGGACUCGAAGCUUGUACUUGUGGGCUGUUCAGACGAAGUCGAUCCAGAGCUCGUGCCUGUGGCUUGUGACGCGGAUUGGGAGCUCGUGCUCGUUGGUCCUUCCGAAGAUAUCGAUUCGACGCUGGUACCUGUGGGCCCUUUAGACGAGGUUGACACGGAGCUGGUACUUGUCGGUUUUGCGGACGAUGAUUCGGAAGUAGUAAUCAAGGACUUCCCAGACGUGGAUUCGGUACUCAUAACCCUUAGUUCUUCCGAAUGUGUUGAUUUAGAGCUGGUACUUGUGGGUUGA
This is a messenger RNA of Diaporthe citri, 315 nucleotides long. RefSeq lists its product as uncharacterized. The transcript has a single exon. Bases 1 to 315 code for a protein of 104 amino acids. NCBI's taxonomy places the organism in Eukaryota, Fungi, Ascomycota, Sordariomycetes, Diaporthales, Diaporthaceae. The record is from RefSeq and is a predicted model, not a curated record.